Messenger RNA from Monoraphidium neglectum, 627 nucleotides. Its product is annotated as Vacuolar protein sorting-associating protein 4B. The coding region runs from base 1 to 627 and encodes 208 amino acids. Gene Ontology annotation, biological process: endosomal transport; vacuole organization. NCBI's taxonomy places the organism in Eukaryota, Viridiplantae, Chlorophyta, Chlorophyceae, Sphaeropleales, Selenastraceae. The transcript is spliced from 8 exons. The record is from RefSeq and is a predicted model, not a curated record. Gene Ontology annotation, molecular function: ATP hydrolysis activity; ATP binding.
AUGGUCGCGCCAGCAGACUCUUGGCAUGGUGGUGGUGGUGUCGACUCCCUAUGCAGCGCGCGUGGCGACGGAGAGAGCGAGGCGGCGCGGCGCAUCAAGACGCAGCUCAUGGUGGAGAUGCAGGGUGUGAACAGCGGUGGGGACGCGCGCGUGCUGGUGCUGGCGGCGACAAACCUGCCAUACAACCUGGACAACGCAAUCCGGCGGCGCUUCGACAAGCGCAUCUAUAUCCCGCUGCCCGAGGCCCAUGCGCGCGCGCACAUGUUCAAGGUGCACCUGGGGGACACCCCCAACUCGCUGACUGAGAGGGACUUCCAGGAGCUGGGGGCGCAGACCGAGGGCUUCAGCGGCAGCGACGUGGCGGUGGUUGUGAAGGACGUGCUGAUGCAGCCCAUCCGGCUGCUGCGGGAGGCGACGCACUUCAGAAAGGUGCGCCACCCGGACGGCGGCGACGCCUAUGAGCCGUGCGCGCCCGGUGCCCCGGGGUCUCAGGAGUGCAGCCUGCAGUACUUUGCUGACAAGGGCCUGGCAGACAGGGUGCUGCUGCGCGCGCGGCCGACCGUCAGCCCCAACGAUCUCGCGGUCUUUGAGAAGUUUACUGAUGAGUUUGGAGAGGAGGCGAACUGA